Caenorhabditis briggsae is the source of this 1407-nucleotide messenger RNA. Gene Ontology annotation, cellular component: membrane. The transcript has 6 exons. Bases 1 to 1407 code for a protein of 468 amino acids. Gene Ontology annotation, biological process: iron ion transmembrane transport. Gene Ontology annotation, molecular function: iron ion transmembrane transporter activity. The record is from RefSeq and is a predicted model, not a curated record. NCBI's taxonomy places the organism in Eukaryota, Metazoa, Nematoda, Chromadorea, Rhabditida, Rhabditidae.
AUGACAGUGGAAGUAACCGGAAAUCAAGCAUCAAAGCUGAAAACUAAUUUAUCAUUGUAUUGUGUUUAUUUUUUUACAUGCCUGGAAGAUCGAACAUGGGCAUUUUGUGUUUCGAUUUGUAUGAAUAUCAUGGGCGGUAUGAGGAUGGUCUCUUUUGAACAGUUUUUUGAAGGAAUCCUGCAAAUGUUUUUUAGUGUCCACCUGGGAAAAUAUUUUGACAGAUUGACCAGAAAAAGAGCCAUUAUGACCGUUGUGCCGUUGAACAACCUGAGUAUUUGCGCCGCUUCUGCUCUUGUUAUCACAUGUUUGUUUACCGAUUCAACAUCAUCCUGGUACCAAAUCUAUCUCCUAAUUGCCAUGUUCCUAUGCGCCAUCAAUCAGUUGUUCCAGAGUGCCGAGAAAACAAUAAUUGGAAAAGAUUGGGUGAUGGUGUUGGGUGGUGAGAAGGAUUUGUCAAAAUUAAAUGCAACUUUGUUGACUCUGGAUCAGUUCACAAAUGUUAUAGGACCUCUUAUCAUGGGGAUUCUUGUCUCAUGGGUCGGUCUAAGUGGGAUGCUUGGAAUAUUUGGAGUUUCUUCUCUGGUGGCAUUGAUUCUCAAAGCAUUAUUUCUUAAAUCCCUGUACAUUUCUAACCCAUCGCUCCACGUGAAAAAGGACCUGGGACCCAAAACCAUUAAUGCCCAUCUUAACAAAUCCGUUUUACAAACUUACUGGCUCCAGGACUCAUUUCCAGCUGCCUUUGGAAUGUCUCUGCUUUAUAUGACUGUAAUGGGUUUCGGAGGCUUAGCAGUUGGUUAUGGAUCCAGUUCAGGUCUUCCUGGUUACAUUAUAGGUGGAUUCAGGUCAUUCGGUUCUAUCGCAGCAAUUCUCGGCUCACUCUCUUACGCGAUUUUUGAAAAACGUUAUGGUGUCAACACGGCCGGUCUCAUUGGGUUGAUAGUUCAACAGACUUGUGCUGUCCUGGCACUUGUCUCAGUGUUUCUUCCCGGAUCGCCCAUGAAUAUUAAUGGGUAUCUCAAAGAUUUUACUAUUGAAAACUGGUCGAGUUCAAUGACUCAUAGCUUUGAUAAGAAGAACAAAACCGGAUACGACCCACAUAUAGACUGGAGCAAUUUUACAUCUGAUGGUGUCUCCUUGACAAGGCUCUGGUGUCUGGACCUGGCGGCAACCCAUAUCAUGCAAAUCACCAUUCCAGAAAAUGAACGGAACACGGUGUUUGGAAUGCACAAUGCUCUCUGCCAAACAUUCUCCGUGUUCAAAGACAUUCUAGUUAUCGUUCUUCCAUUACCCGCCACAUUCGCUAUCUGUAUUUUUGUUUCAUACGGUUUUGUGACCACUGGUCAUUUAUGUUUUGUUUACUAUUUUGUGAAGUCAAAACAGAUAGAUAGUCUCAAGAAGAAAGCAUAG